Messenger RNA from Uloborus diversus, 828 nucleotides. RefSeq lists its product as uncharacterized. NCBI's taxonomy places the organism in Eukaryota, Metazoa, Arthropoda, Arachnida, Araneae, Uloboridae. Bases 1 to 828 code for a protein of 275 amino acids. The record is from RefSeq and is a predicted model, not a curated record. The transcript has a single exon.
AUGGAGAAAGUAAAAGCUUCUCGAAAACAAUAUAGGAGACUGUUUAUGAUUGCCAGCAAUGACUUUUAUAAAACUAAAGCGGAGUUAUCUUCCGAAGAUAAAAUUUCGAAAUUAAAAGUUAUAGAAGAUAAAGCGAAGCUAAUGUUGGCGAGUGAAUAUGAAUUUAGGGAACUUUUAUUUGCUUCCCAAGAGACAGAGAAAAUUAUUGAAGAAGAAAUCGAUGCAUCAGAGGGCUAUAUUGAUAAAUGGAGGAUUUUGGAAAAUGAGUUUGGUGAUUUCAUUAAUGAAAAAAAUGCACAUUCUGAGUUGUCUACUGAUAUCGGAGCUGCAAGUACUGUACAUAAUAAUUUUUUGCACUACCCGAAAAUUAAUUUACCCACUUUCAAUGGAAUUAUCAAGAACUGGUUGUGCUUCUGGGGACAAUUCCAAAAAAUUGACAAGGACGCUAACCUUGAUAAUCAUGACAAAUAUGCAUAUUUAGCUCAAGCCAUGGUGAAAGGUUCAGCCGCUGAUGAACUGAUUAAAAGUUUCUCCCCUGGCGGCGAAAACUAUGAAAAGGCGGUAAAACAGCUACAAUUACGUUACGGAAAAGAGGAGCUUCUCAUCGAAGUUUAUGUGCGGGAUCUGCUAUCUAUUGUGUUAUUAAAAAAUAAGUCACAAAAUAUUUCACUCCGACAACUGUACGAUCAGUUAGAAACCAAACUGAGAGCUCUAGAGACUUUAGGAGUUACGAAAGAUAAAUAUGCUGCAAUGCUUUACCCUCUCGCGGAAUCAGCUCUUCCGUAUGAGACUUUAAAAGCAUGGGAGCGCUUUAGAACUGCACAUUGA